Messenger RNA from Frankliniella occidentalis (western flower thrips), 2993 nucleotides. RefSeq lists its product as uncharacterized. The record is from RefSeq and is a predicted model, not a curated record. Lineage: Eukaryota; Metazoa; Arthropoda; Insecta; Thysanoptera; Thripidae. The transcript has 3 exons. Bases 135 to 2834 code for a protein of 899 amino acids.
UCUACCGCCCUCCUCCCUCUCCCUCCCCUCCCCCUCCCUGGCGUCAUCAUGUAAACACACGGCAGUACUUAGGCCUCUUUUAGUUAAUUCCGUCUGAAUUUGCUGGAUAAUUUGUUGUCCCGCUAUCUAUCAUUAUGGGCAAAAGGCAAUGUCCGCCUUGUGAGCAGGGCGAAAGAGCUCACCGGAUGGUGCGUCGUGUCCUGCGAAAACAGGUCGAAGGAGAUGUGGCUGCUGCUCGCAGAAUGCAGGAGGAUGUAGGAGUGAACGAAGAUGUAGAGGAGGUACCCGGGCCAGCUGCUUUGCAGAACGAAGAGAACAACAGGAUUGAUGGCAAUGUCAACAUGGGAUUGGAGGAGGGGGAGAUAGUUGGAUAUGUCCAGGGAGACGCUGAAGUUCUGAAUGAGGUUGGUCGGAGGGCAGCUCAUCAGCCUAUUGUUGAACCUGCUCAGGGGAUCAACAACCCUCCCCAGCCUCAAGCUCAAGGUGCGAGAAAUCUCCCCCCUAAUGACAACGAAGGACCAAGAUUGGUCAACGACAACAAUCCUUACGACAAUGAGGAAGAAAUAUCAGGUGAUGAUUUUUCGGAUGAAGAGGAAGAUGACAACUUUGGAAACCAACGUCUCUACAAUGGGGCUCCAAUUUAUGUCAGAGACAGUAUGAUAAUGGUGUUGAAUCUCAUGUUGAACCACAAUCUUACACGUUCUUGUGUAGAAGAUUUGCUACAGUUAAUCAACUUCCAUUGCCCCCGUGCUGGAUUGCAUCGCCUGAGCUACUUCAAGUUUAACAGGUUCUGCGCAAGCUCAAAGCUUGAAAUGAGAAGGAAAUUUUACUGCUCUUUCUGUUUUACAGCUUUGGCAUCAAGAGAAGAAUUGUGCCCAACUUGCAGAGAAGAAAAGGAGAAAGCAUAUUUUGUGCAGCUGCCCUUGUUACCCCAACUGCGUGAGUUAUACAAGCGGCCAUCAUUUUACAACAGUCUGCAGCAUAGGCAUGCGAGGGUGAGAGAACCUGGUGCUCAUUACUUUGAAGACAUAUAUGAUGGUAGUGUUUAUCAAGAGCAUGUACAAGGUGGGUUCUUAAAUGACCGUAAUAAUAUUUCACUCACUUGGUACACAGAUGGUGCUCCAGUAUUUAAUUCUAGAAACUACAGUAUUUGGCCUUUUAUGUUUAUGAUUAAUGAACUUCCAUACAAAAUGAGAACUCGUAGGGAAAAUUACUUGAUGGCUGGCCUGUGGUUUGGCCCUCACAAGCCAGCAGUAAAUAUUUUUCUGAGAUCAUUCCUUCCUGAUCUAAGAAAAUUGUUCCGUGGAGUAGAUUUCACCAUUGCAGAUUUAGGUGGAAAUGCAACCAGGGUGAGAGCAAUGGUAUUGGCUGGAGUUUGUGAUACACCUGCAAAAUCCUCAUUCUUUAAUUUUAAUGCUCAUAAUGGUUACUACGGCUGUACUUUUUGUGAAAUAAGAGGUGCUCAGGUUCAUCUGCCUGCUCGAGAUGAUCAACCUCAGAAGCGCAAACAUGUGUACCAUUACCAGGAGCUGCUCUCUUUGCGUUCAAUUAAUACUUAUGAGCAAUUGGCAAGGGCAGCUGUUGAUUCUCCUGAUCCUGUGCUUGGAAUUAAAGGCCCUACUGCCCUUCACCUCUUCAUGCCAGAUUUUUUAAAAGGGGGUGCUAUAGAUCCAAUGCACCUUGUGACUGGGGUAUCUCGCAAGCUGCUGAAGAUUCACUUUGAUUCAAAGUGGUCAAGGGAAAGAUAUUCAGUGAGGCACCAUAUGGGUGAAGCUGACCGGCUGUUACUACUGAUUAAACCUCCUAGGUUUAUUCAUAGGAGGGCUCAAUCUCUAGAACUGCUUCAUCGCUGGAAAGCUUCUCAACUUUUUGCUUGGAUAUAUUACUAUUCCAUUCCAAUUUAUAAACAAAUUUUGACCCCAGUUUACUUUUUUCACUACCUGAAGUUUGUUGAAGCAGUUUCACUUUUGAAUUCUAAUGUGGUGUCAGCUGCAGAGAUAAAUAGAGCUGAGACGCUUCUCAAGGAAUUUGUCAGAGACUUUGAGCAAUUGUAUCACAUUAAACAUUGUUCUAUUAACAUUCAUUUACUUUUACAUCUACCAGAUUGUGUUAGGCGUCUGGGUCCUUUAUGGGUGUACAGUUGCUUCCCCAUGGAAAAUUUGAAUGGAUUAAUGCUUGCGAAUAUCCAUGGAAAAACUUCUGUUGACUCUCAGUUAUGUAAUUCAUUUUGGAAAGUACUUUGUCAAAACCGACGAUUGCAUGAAAUUCCAGAUGGUGAACUUAAAGAAUUCAUUACAAAGCGUAGAAAGUCUGUGAAAAUACAGGAUCGGGUUUUUCAGGGAUGUUACAGUGUAGGAGAUUACAGCGAAGCUGUUGCCAAUGAUCAAAUUUUUGUUAAUGCCUUGAGGGAACAACAUGGCAAUGAUGGCCCUGUGUCACUCUACUUCCGUCUUCUUAAAGACAGAUUACUGUAUGUGGCUGAGCGUUAUGAACGUGAUCUUGCCAGCAAAUCAUCAUAUGUCAUGUAUGAUUACCGUGGGACUAUUUGCUAUGGAAUGAUUGAGUUAUUUAUUCGUACACCGUGCCACUGUGGAGAAGCAGUCUGUUUAUGUGUUACUCGGCAUUUUGCUGUAAUUCGUCAGUUCCAAAUAGUAGAUUAUUUUAGAAUACCUUACUAUGCAGAUUUCCCACUAAAACACAUUCAUCGUGUAGUGCAAGGUAAUAAUUUGCAUGUUGUUCCUGUGCAACAUUUGAAAACAGUGUGUGUUUACAUACCAGUAUAUAAUCAAAUAUUCCUAGCAAGACCUUUAAAUUUACAUGAGUUAAUAGAAUGACCGUUUUUAUCUUUUCUGCUAGUACUUUUAAAUUAUCCAUUUAAAAUGUUGACUAGAAUGUAUUUUGUGAAGGUUGUUUGCAAACUGUGAUUCUUUUUUUAAAAAUAAAAAGAGUCACAUUGUGUGUAUUCACUGCCUUCAGUUUUCAGCUAUCCCUUU